AUGGCUACGCCAUCGAGUAAAUCCGAUGUUCCUUUACAGCGCUGUCCAGAUCUGUACAUCAAAGUGGAUACACCCAAAGGUCGAGGAGUGUAUGCAACCAAGACAAUUCCCGCAAAAACUGUAAUCGAUGUCUGUCCGGUCUUAAUUCUGGGGCUGGAUGAGAACAAGACCCACAUCGAACACACUUCUUUGUACCACUACACAUACAACUGGCCGGUCGUAGACUCCAAUGGUGAUAAGCAAGUGGCCCAGGCCGUAAUACUGGGCUUGGGCUCCAUGUUCAAUCAUUCCGCCCAAGACCAAAACAUUGUGUGGGACCGAGACCCAGAACGCUUGAUCAUCACGUACAGAGCGUUACGCGACAUUCCCGUUGGCCAGGAGCUCUGUAUAUCAUACGGGAGUUACCUCACGUUCAAGGACGCAGAUGCUCCCAUCACCCCGCCGCCCGAAGAAGAGCUUGAAAUGUUCAACCAGAUACAGUUCGAUUGA
Messenger RNA from Ascochyta rabiei, 489 nucleotides. RefSeq lists its product as uncharacterized. Gene Ontology annotation, molecular function: protein binding. The transcript is spliced from 4 exons. The record is from RefSeq and is a predicted model, not a curated record. Bases 1 to 489 code for a protein of 162 amino acids. Lineage: Eukaryota; Fungi; Ascomycota; Dothideomycetes; Pleosporales; Didymellaceae.